This is a messenger RNA of Raphanus sativus (radish), 1266 nucleotides long. RefSeq lists its product as uncharacterized. The record is from RefSeq and is a predicted model, not a curated record. NCBI's taxonomy places the organism in Eukaryota, Viridiplantae, Streptophyta, Magnoliopsida, Brassicales, Brassicaceae. Gene Ontology annotation, cellular component: nucleus. The coding region runs from base 260 to 1144 and encodes 294 amino acids. Gene Ontology annotation, molecular function: DNA binding. The transcript is spliced from 8 exons. Gene Ontology annotation, biological process: DNA replication; DNA recombination; DNA repair.
GACCAUUGCUUUUUCAUGGAACUCUGUUCUCUCUGAACUCAAAGACAGCUCGUCAGUGUUUCCUGAAGAUCGAUUCCGUUUCCAUGGAUAUGAAGAGUUUGAAGCGGCCUGUGACCUCGGAGGGGAUUUAUAUGAUUAUAUUGGUCACCUUAAAUUGGUGAAUGAGCAGAUUCCGAAUGAAAGUCUUGUGCUUGAUGAAGUGGAGAUAGCUUCUUCGCGGCACAUUUUGGUUCAUGUUCAGACACAUGAUGGCCCUGUGAUGAAGCUCUACAUAUGGGACAAGGCCGCUACAGACUUCUGUGAGAAGUUUAAAGCGCUUGGAAAACCUCCAACUGUUAUUCUGGUGACAACUGUGAAUCCAAAACGUUUUGGAGGUGCCUUAACUAUGUCGUCUCUAUCAUCCUCACGUGUGUUUUUUGAUAUGGAUGUUCAACCUACCAGGGAAUAUCUGGCUUGGUUUGAAUCGAACACUGAGGUUGCUAAUAGAGUUAAUGCUGAAAUUGUUACCAAGGCUGAGACAGCUACUAUAGGGGAGCUGUUCUCUUACAUGAAGCAGAAAGAGGCAAAGGUUGCAUGGUUCGAGUGUAGAGCCACUAUUGAUGAUGUCGUGCGUGGUUCUGCAUGGUAUUAUAUUGCUUGUGGUGAGUGCAAGACCAAAGCAACCAAAGGGCCUACCACGCUUAUGUGUAAGAAGUGUGGGAAGACUGAGAUUGCCGGUGUUCCAAAGUAUCUCACGAAGCUCACUGUCUAUGACAACAAUGACCACGCAAGCUUUGUGCUUCUUGGUGAUGCUGGGAGUGAUUUGAUUGGGAAGAAAGCCUCGGAAUUGGUUGAGAGCUACUUUGAGGCCAAUGACAGCGUAAAGGAAGAUCACGUGGUCCCAGUGCCACAAGCUCUGAUUGGUGCCAUUGGACAGACUCGCACGUUUGUUAUUAAGGUAUCAAAACACAACCUCGAUGGCAAGACCCAAUCUUUGACUGUCACCAAGGUUCUCCCACCUGAUGUUCCAGCACUUAAAGGCAACAUAGAGGAGAACGUGGAUGAGGAACCUACUGAUGAAAGGAAUGAAGUUGCAGCUGGGUCUGUGAAGAGGAGCUCUGUUGGGAUUGAGUCCGGAGAGACCAAGCGUGCCAAAAGUGGCUGAUAGAUUUUUAGUACUGGUUUUUGUUCUCAGUUUCAAUAAACUCUAUGCUUUGUUUUCUUUGUUUCAGACUUUGUUUCUGUUUCAGACUUUGUUUUUCAUCAUUUGAAUAAUUUUGGUGUUUA